AUGUUUGGACUCACUGGGACCCCCUUUCAAAGAAUAUGGUGCUGCUUUGAACGGGCCAUGAUUAUUCACAAGGAACAAGGCCACAACAACGACGACGACAACAGUCGACUAUUGCUCGAUAUCGUCACAGUCGUAGAGGAUGGAACGGCUGUUGUCAUUACGGAUGGAAGAGCUCCACAUGUGGUGGCCGAUCUCCGGGAAGGACCCAAAUUUGCCCUCGAGUUGAAGAGAGAUCGCGAGCUAGGAUUCCCACUGGAACUGCUCGAACGAGCGUACGAAAUUGACAUUUGCGCGGCGACUGCCGCACGAGAAGAGGAUCGACGCAGAAUUCUCAAUACCAUUCAACGAACGGCGAGUAGCAAGAGUCUGUCGACUAUGGAUAGUAGUGAUGACAAUGACCACACAGCAACAACUCAGCCCAAAGGAAGCAACGAAGAAGACGACGAGCUCCCCAAUCUAAAAGACCCAGCGUUUUCGAGGGUCAACAAGGUACUGCGUGGGAUCUUUGCCGAGGCGGCAGCACGAAAAGCCGCCGAAGCGGGACGAAUUGAUACCGUCAUUCGAGUCCUACAGGAGGACACGGAACGGAUCCAACUCACGUUGAAUCUCGGCGGGUGCGCCCAUCUCGACCUGACGGGCCUAUCCAACCUUGCCGGUCAUGCAUCUCUACAGCAACUCACGGUAGACUGCAGCUACAGUGGUGUCACCAAUGUCACCAGCUUGGCCGACACACUCUCCUCCAUGCCCAGUCUCCGAAAACUCCAUUUUAGCUUUGAGUGGUGUACGAGCACGCUGGAGGAACGAGAAAUUGUCCAGCUUUCCGACCGUGGGUUGGCGUCGCUGAGUGCCACACUCGUGCGCCUGAGGCUCGACUUUACGGGUUGUGCAUUUGCCGUCUUUCUUCCCAAAAUUGAAAAGCUGCAAUACUUGGAAAGCUUGGUCAUCAGCUAUUGCUACACACCAACCGCGGCUAUUGCCAAAACACUGCUGGGAAUACUGCAGUUGAGAAAGCUGCGAGAAUUGGAAUUGAAUUUUCGGGCAUGUCAACAUGG
Seminavis robusta is the source of this 1052-nucleotide messenger RNA. The record is from the annotation of a GenBank genome assembly. Lineage: Eukaryota; Bacillariophyta; Bacillariophyceae; Naviculales; Naviculaceae.